AUAAAAGUCAUUAUCCUGAGUGUUGAGGGGCGGAUUAGGAUUCUGAACGGGAAAGACGUGAGGGUAAUGGUGAUCAUCCAUCCAUCUGUCCCCAUCCAGUCUAAUUCAAAGUAGUGUAUAUAUGUUCUGCUCAAGUCUUCCCAGUAGAUGUCGCCGUCGUCAACCCAGCGACUCAACCAUAGCAGCCGUGGCAGGUCAGUGCUGCACGCCUCUAAGUCAGAUAAGAUCAUCCCACUCUUCGCCUUCAAUCCAUCGUCAUCCUGGGUACCGCUUCCUCUCGUCUCUCUUAUUCCUAUCAAUUGAGAUAUCUACAAUCUCUUCCCCCAUUACCGAUUAUUUAUUUAUUUAUUUCCUUCUACCUUUCUUUCCUUCCUUUCCUUCGCAUAUGACUAGAAUGUUUAAGUUGGUGCUUAGCAUUACUAUUGAGGAUGAUUUUUAAUCUAUAUUUUCCUAAAAAAACUCACUCCAUGUUAACAAAAUAUGUUGCUCUGUAAAUAUCUUCCUUUUUCUUUUUAAAUAUCCUGCAACGCGCUUUAAGCAUUUCUAUUCAUACUCCGAUUUUUCAGCGUAAUUCCAAAAGAAAUGAUGGUAUAGCUGUCACUUUGCUUAGCUGUGUUUGGUUAAUGGGCAAUACAUGCCGUGGAUUUUUAGGAGGUAAGCACAUUCUGAACUACGCCCAUCCCCAAGAUCAAACCGUCUCAAAGCCCAACUCCUCUCUAACUUAUCGUCUGCUUAUCCCAAAGAAGAUCAGCAACUCACUGCUAUCAUCACUCAAAAAACGGAAAACAUCAUGAAUCGUUCCAACAAUACCCAGACCUACUGUGUUUUAGAUCACAAGACCGCUAACAUUUGUGAUCUUUACACAUUGGGGCAUAGGUUAGGUCAAGGUCAGUUUGGCACCACUUAUCUCUGCACCGAAAUUUCUACUGGUAAGGAGUAUGCCUGUAAGUCUAUCUCCAAGAGGAAGUUGAUCUCCAAAGAAGAUGUUGAGGACGUUAGGAGGGAAAUUCAGAUAAUGUAUCAUUUGGCUGGACACAAAAACAUUGUUAGUAUCAAGGGUGCUUAUGAGGAUCCUUUGUAUGUUCAUAUUGUUAUGGAACUAUGCGGCGGGGGUGAAUUGUUUGAUCGCAUCAUUCAAAGAGGGCAUUACAGUGAGAGAAAAGCUGCUGAGUUGACUAAGAUAAUUGUGGGAGUUGUUGAGGCAUGCCACUCACUUGGUGUUAUGCACCGAGAUCUUAAGCCGGAAAACUUCUUGUUGGUUAACAAGGAUGACGAUUUCUCACUGAAAGCUAUCGAUUUUGGGCUUUCGGUUUUCUUCAAGCCAGGCCAAAUUUUCACAGAUGUUGUUGGAAGCCCAUAUUAUGUUGCUCCAGAGGUGCUUAUGAAGAGUUAUGGCCCAGAAGCAGAUGUUUGGACGGCAGGGGUCAUACUUUAUAUACUCCUAAGUGGUGUGCCACCCUUUUGGGCCGAAACACAGCAAGGGAUAUUUGAUGCUGUUUUGAAAGGUGACAUCGAUUUUGAAUCAGACCCAUGGCCUAUAAUUUCAGAAAGUGCAAAGGAUCUAAUCCAGAACAUGUUGUGCAUGCGGCCUUCUGAGCGGUUAACUGCUCAUGAAGUAUUGUGCCACCCGUGGAUCUGUAAAAAUGGGGUUGCUCCAGAUAGAGCAUUAGAUCCAGCUGUACUUUCUCGCCUUAAACAGUUCUCAGCUAUGAACAAGUUGAAGAAGAUGGCCUUACGGGUGAUCGCCGAAAGCCUAUCAGAAGAGGAAAUUGCUGGUUUAAGAGAGAUGUUUCAGUCCAUGGAUACUGAUAAUAGCGGUGCAAUUACGUUUGAUGAACUUAAAGCUGGUUUGAGGAAAUACGGGUCUACAUUGAAGGAUACAGAGAUACGGGAACUAAUGGAUGCGGCCGAUGUGGAUAACAGCGGCACCAUAGAUUAUGGAGAAUUUAUAGCAGCAACAAUUCAUCUUAACAAAUUAGAGCGUGAAGAACAUCUUGUUGCAGCAUUUCAAUAUUUUGACAAGGAUGGGAGUGGUUAUAUUACAGUAGAUGAGCUCCAGCAAGCUUGUGUGGAACACAAUAUGACUGAUGUUUUCUUUGAAGAUAUAAUCAGAGAAGUUGAUCAAGACAAUGAUGGGCGGAUUGACUACGGAGAGUUUGUUGCUAUGAUGACGAAAGGAAACACUGGUAUAGGAAGACGAACUAUGAGAAACAGUUUGAAUAUCAGUAUGAGAGAUGCAUCCGGAGGACCUCACUAGCUAGCUUUUGAAGAACCACCUCAUCUGUAAGGUUGUACAGGAAUUAGAGAUGAUUAGAUAUUGAACUGUAGAAUUGAACUGUCUCCUACUACCACUAUUCCAGAUGACGGAGAAUGAUGCAGAAUAAUCUUUAUCAUAUACUAUGUACAUCAGAACUCAGAAGUUGUAACUGUAAGGUUAACGACUUAACGCAAACUCAAUUGUGCGUGUAUAUGUAUGUAGUAUUAUUGUUUCAGCUAUUAUGGAAAUAUAUAUUCAUCGUCAGUAAGUUUGCUUUCUGUAGCUUUUCAUCCCUUCUCUUCAUUAUUACACUCCUUUUUUUCCAAUCAUUAUAAAACUGCCACUGUUGAUUCUAGCUCUUGAUUUGAAAUAUUAAAAGUAGUGAUUAAAAAUUCUCAUUUAUAAAUCUAUGUUUAACCCGGAAAACUUGGUAAAACCCAGAAAAUGGUCCAAACUUGAUGAUAGAUUGCAAGCCGGAUUGGACCACCUGAUCUGCUGCUGCACACAAGUUCCGCCUGUCCACCAAUUUACCACAAUAGCAGGUUGUUCAGAAGUGUUGCUUUAGCCUGUUUUGAUACAUUUACAAACUGAACCAUUUUCCAGUUUGCGGAUUAUAAAUGUAUAAUAUGUAAUACCUACUACGUAGUACUCCUUAAUUUUUUACCUUACCUACGUUGCAUCAUCUUUUUUCUUUUAAUUAUGAAGGAAUAUAAUUUUCUAUUUAUGAAUUUAUUUUAUACAUGUAGUAUAAUUUCA
Molecule: messenger RNA, 3013 nt
Organism: Cuscuta europaea
Lineage: Eukaryota; Viridiplantae; Streptophyta; Magnoliopsida; Solanales; Convolvulaceae
Source: the annotation of a GenBank genome assembly